Toxorhynchites rutilus septentrionalis is the source of this 1722-nucleotide messenger RNA. RefSeq names its product mucin-2-like. The transcript has a single exon. The record is from RefSeq and is a predicted model, not a curated record. NCBI's taxonomy places the organism in Eukaryota, Metazoa, Arthropoda, Insecta, Diptera, Culicidae. Bases 68 to 1414 code for a protein of 448 amino acids.
CGCUGUGCGGGAAAGAUCACUGUGAAAAUUCGUUGCGAUACCGGACUACGAAUAUUAAGUUUUGACGAUGAAAAAUUUUCGAAUUAUUGCACCAAAUUUCAUCAUAUUGCUGAUAUUUCUCCACUGUCGAGCUGUGAGCACCAGAACCACAUCAACAAAUCAUCCGCCUAGUUUUACACCUACAACCGGUAGACCCACUUCAACAAAUCCGCGCGAUUUCACAUCAACACCUAGAUGGAAAACUACAACUACGCCGGGUUUCGCAACAACACCUAGAUGGAAAACUACAACUACGCCUGGUUUUACAUCUACAACUGAAGGAACCACUUCGACCACUCCAUUUGAGUUUACAUCCACCACUACUGGAGAAAUAACUUCAACAACUACACCUGAUUUUACAUCGACAACUGAAGAAACCACUUCUACAACUCCGUUUGAUACUACAUCGACUAUUGAAGGAACCACUUCUACAACUCCAUUUGAUACUACAUCGACUACUGAAGGAACAACUUCAACAACUCCAUUUGAUACUACAUCUACGACUGAAGGAACUACUUUUACAACUCCAUCAUCUACGACUGAAGGAACUACUUUUACAACUCCAUUUGAUACUACAUCUACGACUGAAGGAACUACUUCUACAACUCCAUUUGAUACUACAUCGACUACUGAAGGAACCACUUCUACAACUCCAUUUGAUACUACAUCGGCUACUGAAGGAACAACUUCAACAACUCCAUUUGAAACUACAUCUACGACUGAAGGAACUACUUCUACAACUCCAUUUGAUACUACAUCGACUACUGAAGGAACAACUUCAACAACUCCAUUUGAUACAACAUCUACGACUGAAGGAACCACUUCUACAACUCCAUUUGAUACUACAUCGACUACUGAAGGAACCACUUCUACAACUCCAUUUGAUACUACAUCGACUACUGAAGGAACAACUUCAACAACUCCAUUUGACACUACAUCUACGACUGAAGGAACUACUUCUACAACUCCAUUUGAUACUACAUCGACUACUGAAGGAACAACUUCAACAACUCCAUUUGAUACUACAUCUACGACUGAAGGAACAACUUCAUCAGCUACGCCUGGUACGACAUCAACAACCGUCAGCCCAUCGUCCUCGAGCACCUUCCCAACGUUAUUCCCAUCUUUCCCACCUCAGACGACGAUUGGCAGUUUACCAAGAACAACAGGUCCAUUCACCUUAUUUCCAACCGGCUUUGUACGAACCACUACGGUUUCAACAUCGUCGCGUCCGUCUCUGGUGUUACAGUCUGUCAGUCUUAAUAAUAUUGGCUACUCAAAGUUUCCACACGCACAAAAAAAUGAAAAUCCUCUAGGUGAGAACUUCUGGUCCUCAUUGGGUAUGCAAUUGUCCAAUCGUUCCCAUCAUUUGUGAUUUGUCUCAUAACUAGUAGACUUCAAUAAAAGUGAUUCAAUGAAAGUGAUCGAAAUAAUAUUAACAUUUAAUUAUAGAGCAUGUUUACAAUUAUCACUAGCUAUCAGAACAAUGGUGUUUUGUUUUCAAAUGGAUUGUACAAUCAAUCUCAAAAUUUAAUGAGGAAUUGCGAUAAAAACAGUCAAAAAUAAAUCUCCUGCUGAGAAAAUAAGAAGGUACUUCUCAUUCAAAAAAUACUUCCAACAGUAAUGCAAUUAUCAACAACCAUGAUCGGCAUUAUCCCGAAUAAAACUCAUCUCUGCAUCUUU